GCACUAGACGAGAUAUCAGAAUCCUAACGAUAUAGUGAGAGAGGAAGCAUCAUCCGACGAACAGUACAAUGUUAUUGAGCUCCUCGCCAUAGUUGUCAUCGUCGUCGUUUUCUGCGGAUUUUGUGUAAUAUUCAAAAUGUCUACCAUCGGUGGUACCACGGCCGAGGCCUAGUGGGCUAGACGGGAUCUUGCCGAGUGUGUGUUGUUCCGGAACCGAUCUGUGUGGUGCUCCGGUUCGAUUUUAUUGUUUGAAGUGUCGCGGCCCUAAAGCGAUGAGUGGAAAUAAUUGUGUCGUUGUUGGCUAGUCUACAGGACCCCAGAGCAAAAGGGAGGUUCUGCUGUGCACUAUUGUCCUUCCCUCACAUCUCUGUGUGUGACCUAAAGUGGAACUUACCAGGAAUCGCUUCCGUCGCGUCCUCCGUGUUUGGUUUCGCGUUUCGUCGUGUCGUUUCCGUUUUUGCGUGUGUUCGGUGGAUUCUUUUGGGGAUUUUUUCUCGGUGAGUCCUUAUAGUCUGCUUCCGGAUUUAUGAGGGAUAUAAGGUAUGUGAGAGUGGAUGCACAAGGGCCCCAGAUUUAUCCCUUCGAUAUUAAUCGUUCUUCCGAUAUUGAUCCGGAACAAAAGAGCCGCAGUGGUUAUGCAGAUUAUCUAAGAGCCGGAAUCAGUGAAGCACAAUUUUCACCGGAGAUUGCGUAGAGUUGUGGUUGGUUCUGUGCAGUUCAAGGACCAGAUUUGACUGGGCAUUUUAUGAAAAAGUCAAGGCUAUCCUCAGUGGCCGUCAUUGUGCAAUUUUGUCCAGCUCCGGGUAAGUGUAGUGGGCCCAUCUCAUAGAUCUGAAUGCAAUUCGGGAGUCAAUGGCCCUUCCUUCCCUAGCUUCGAAGUUAGCUGCAUUACGAUGUGGGAGCGUGUGUGGAAUGGAAGAUGCUGCUUGAUGCCCCAGCAUCCUCCGCGGUCGUAAUCGGGAAAGUGGUAAUCGAAUUAAAGCCGAGGGCCGGAUCUCUCGAGAACCACCCGCCUCAGCAUUCAGCCUGCAUCAGUCAGAUCAGCGGAGUUUAGAAUGCCAUAAAAAACAUCAGAAGUGGGGCGGCGAGAAAAAAAAAACACGAAAAAUCAAUAUUUACAACACAUCAGUGGAAGAGCGUGACGAGUGAGAGAGAGUGAAAGAGCGAAUUUGUGGAGUGAAGUGGAAAAGCAACCACAGGCAGGAAUCAAACGGAAAAGCAACCAAGAGGGAUUCAAACACCCCGAAGAGAGUGCAAAAAGCGAGCGAUAACAAAACAGAAAAGAUUAGUGAAUUUGUACGGGCGUGUGUGGUCGAAAAGAAGAAGCACAAAGCAAAAUUGCUAACCCAGCCAGGAGCUGCAGAAAUAUGAUGAUGAUGAUAAGCCGAUAGCGAAGAGAGAGAGAACGAGCAUAGAUUUGAGAUAAGGAAAUUUCGGGUGCAAUAGAAGCUUGGAGAAGUAGGCAAAAGGUGAAGAAUAUGCGACAAAAGUUCUGUGAUUAAUGAUAGUGAAAGCAGUUGUGUUAUGUUGUAUCGUAUCAGCAAAUUCUGAGCAAGCUCAAUCAAGUUUGUUUUGUUGAGCCUCCCGAGGAAAAAAAGAAUACAAAAAUAAUUAUUUUUGUGGAAAAAGUUGUUUGGUUUGUUCUGUUUUGCAUAUUCGGGGGUAGUGGUCAAGAAUUUCAACCCACUUCCAAAGAAAAAAAAGCCCGCCAGUAAGCGAAAGUGACCGUUUUGUGUAUUUGAGCCGAAAGAGAGGUUCUAUUUCGGGAAAGAAAAAAAACCAGGAUCGGUGGUUGUCAGUUCAUUCAUUUCGGUGUUGCACGGGUUUUCGUGUGGUCGAAGAGAAGAGUUUCCGAAGAGUGGAGGAGGAACGUAACAUAAUCCACAGUAAUUUAUUGGUUAUUGGAGCAGCAGCAGCAGCAGGAGAUCGACAAAGAAGAUUGUUCCAGAAAAUAUACGCCAUCUAGACCUAGAAAUAAUCACUUUCUUCUCGUAGCCGGUAGUGAUUUAUAUAUCAAAAUAUUAGAAAGAGUGCUGAUAAAAAAAUCAAAUGCAAGUUUUAUCAUUCCAUUAGAAUCUUCAACAUUUGCUCUACAUACAUAGCCUUAGCCUUAGGAGGAAAAGUGUGAAUACUACAAGUAGUCUUGCAUUUAAAAAUAUCUAAAGUAAUAGUGCUUUCACAGUCAUGUAAUUUUACUUACAUACACAAAUAAGUAUAUAUCAAGAGUUUUAUAACGCUUACAGGGAAGUAGCGCAAAUAUUAGAGAAUACACAUACUUCCCGGAAAUGAGGAAGUCAAUCUAGAAGAUUGCAUUCGAAGAAGAAAAUUACUCCAACCGAUCCUAGAUCAAAAUCGGUCGGUUUCGCCAAAAAUAAUCCAAACAAAAUAUUUGGAACACACUGAUUCAAAAAAAAAAACUGAUAGUCAGCACCGGCUUCUUCCAUUUUUAAAAGAUACAAACAUGUUGUCGUCCUGGUCGUCAUCAUCAGCGUCGACUCUAACGUCGGCGUCGGCGUCGUCGUCAUCAACCCGGCGUCAUCAUCGCCGGCACCAGCUUCCAAUAGGAGUUGGUGGCCUAACCGGACAGAUCCUCGUUGCGUUCGUUGUUGUAACUGUGUUUGUUGUUGGGAACCUUUGUGCCUGGCAGGAGAACGUUCGACCGAAACUCUACGUGUCACUAGCCGACGAGGAGUACCUGAAAUUCCAGGGCAACGAAUCGACAAUCGACUACUUCAAACUGGUGCUCCGAGAUGCCGCCACCAAUAGCCUUCUGAUUGGGGCGAGAAACAUCGUCUACAAUCUUAGUAUAUACGAUCUGAACGAGCAGACGCGACUAGUCUGGUACUCAUCGGAAGAUGACAUCAAGAUGUGCGUGAUGAAAGGCAAAGAUGAGGACCUUUGUCAAAACUACAUCCGAGUGAUGGCGCUGCCGUCGCCGGGAUCUUUGCUCAGUUGUGGUACAAAUGCGUUCCGGCCAAUGUGUCGGGUGUACGGCAUCAAUGGCAACAGCUACACGAUGGAGUCUGAAAAGCCUGGCCAGGCCGUGUGUCCCUACGAUCCGGCUCAUAAUUCAACAGCAGUUUAUGUUGAUAACGAACUUUACUCCGGAACGGUGGCUGACUUCAGCGGUCUUGACCCAAUUAUCUACCGGGAACCGAUGCAGACCGAUCAAUAUGACAGCCUGAGCUUGAAUGGCCCUAAUUUUGUCGGAUCGCUCACGCACGGAGAUUUCGUCUACUUCUUCUUCCGGGAAACGGCCGUCGAGUUUAUCAACUGCGGGAAGGCCAUCUUCAGUCGAAUCGCCCGGGUAUGCAAAUGGGACAAGGGAGGUCCUCAUCUGUUCAAGAAUCGAUGGACGACCUAUCUGAAGUCUCGGCUGAAUUGCUCAAUGCCCGGGGAUUAUCCGUUCUACUUCGACGAAAUCCAAUCGGUGAGCAGUCUGGUCGAGGGUCGGUAUGGCCACGGGAAUUCCAAGCUGAUCUACGCCGUGUUCACAACGCCCACCAACGCCAUUGCGGGUUCGGCUAUUUGUGCAUUCUCACUGCAGGAUAUUGCCGACACGUUCGAGGGAAACUUCAAGGAGCAGAGCGCCAAGACGUCCAAUUGGUUACCUGUUAACCCAUCGAAGGUUCCCGAUCCGCGGCCCGGUUCCUGCCACAACGAUUCCCGCACCCUGCCGGAUCUGACGCUCAACUUCAAGAAAACCCACUCGCUGAUGGACGAGAACGUGCCAACAUUUUUCGGUUCGCCACUUUUGACCCGCGUCAGUACAAUGUAUCGGUUCACUGCCAUUGCGGUUGAUCCGCAAAUCAAAACUCCCGGCGGCAAAACCUACGACGUGGUCUUCGUUGGAACAGACCACGGAAAAAUAAUCAAAACCGUAAACGCCGAAUCGGCCGAUUCGAACAAGAAGGUGUCGUCGGUCGUGAUCGAGGAAAUCGAUGCCCUUCCGACGAGCGAACCGGUGCGCAGUUUGGAAAUCGUCCGAACCAUGCAGUACGACACGCCAAAGGACGGAAGUUAUGAUGAUGGAAAAUUAAUUAUAGUCACCGAUACAACCGUGAUAGCGAUUAAAUUACACCGUUGCAGCAGUGAAAAGAUAACAAGUUGCAGUGAAUGCGUGGCCCUGCAGGAUCCGUACUGUGCCUGGGACAAAAUCGCGGGAAAAUGUCGAUCCCACGGUGCCCCGAGAUGGUCCGAGGAGAACUACUUCUACCAGAGUGUGGCCACCGGAGAUCAUGCGGCCUGCCCGUCCGGCAAACAUUCCAAGGACGGGAACGUCGAGAAGCAGGGAUACCGAGGAGACAUCGAUUACGAUCCCCAGCGGCCCAGCAAGGAUCAGCCGGGCAACGACAUGAUCAGCAUCAUGCAGGAUAAGAACGGAUAUGACGACAAAAAUGGUCCCCAAAUUACGCCGGACCUGAUCAAUGCUCAGUACACUGUGGAAACACUGGUGAUGGCCGUCCUCGCCGGAGCCAUCUUUGCGCUACUGGUGGGCUUCCUUACCGGAUAUUUCUGCGGCCGUCGCUGCCAUAAGGACGAGGACGACAAUUUGCCCUACCCGGAUACGGAGUAUGAAUACUUCGAACAGCGACAGAAUGUUAACCGGAUACAAACCGAGCCGAAGCUACUUCCACAGGUCGAGGAAGUGACCUACGCCGAGCCCGUACUAUUACCUCAACCAUCUAGUCAGAAUAAGAUGCAGCAUUCGCCAAAAAAUACGUUAAGAAAGCCGAUGGGCCACCACCACGGGGUCAAUUCGGAAACCUUAUUCCAGUUCCAGCCUGAUGGCUACAACGCUCGUGAUAACUACCGGGGUCGCGACAACUUCGGUACCCUCCGCUCCCACCAAGGUGAUAAUUAUCGCCGAGGUGACGGAUUCUCAACAACAAGAAGUGUGAAAAAAGUAUACCUCUGAGACGGAAACGGGGCGGCUGAGACCAGCCAGGGACUGAUCAAUCAAAAUAUGCACUUUUAUAUAGGUCCUUAAUACUAAUACUCGUAACAGAAGUCUCGGCCGAAUGAAAAGGCAGCCGCCCCGACAUGGCAUAGCAACACAACAUCGUUCCGACAGUCCACACAAUUCCAGUUCCGGAUCUUCCCCAGUCAUGUCCAACAGUAGUUCUAGUCCGGCGCCUCCCUCGAGCAGUCCUAGUCCACAAGAGAGCCCAAAAAACUGUAGCUAUAUUUAUAGAGAUUGAUUAUUAGAAAAGCCCCAGCAGCCACCAGCGUCGUCUUUACUAUUUGAAGCAACGGCAGCAGCAGUAGCAGGAACAUCCUAUCAGAAUCCACCAGCAGCCCCUGAAAGUAGUCGUCAUCAUUUGCCGUUUUACGGGGAACCGUCGUCCUCAACAGCAGCAGCAGCAGUAAUUCUACGUGAUAACAACCACGGUAACAACAACAGUAACAGAUUAAGCCAGUACAGCAACGGUAGCAUCGAAGCGAACCGGAAACUGAACCGCCUCUCGACGUCUUCCUCGCUUUCGAUCAUAACGCCACCCACGACGCCGAAACGCCCCGCAGGUCGGCUCAAGUUGGCCCUCAGCGCCUCGUUGGCCCAUAAUUUUAACCAGAAGCUAGCCAACCUGAACGACCGCUGGAACGAUUUCAGUUU
Messenger RNA from Uranotaenia lowii, 5614 nucleotides. RefSeq names its product semaphorin-1A (gene Sema1a). The transcript is spliced from 22 exons. Bases 2462 to 4918 code for a protein of 818 amino acids. Lineage: Eukaryota; Metazoa; Arthropoda; Insecta; Diptera; Culicidae. Gene Ontology annotation, biological process: semaphorin-plexin signaling pathway; neural crest cell migration; positive regulation of cell migration. The record is from RefSeq and is a predicted model, not a curated record. Gene Ontology annotation, molecular function: chemorepellent activity; semaphorin receptor binding.